GCGGGGCCUCAGCGGGGCGGCCGCUUUGGAGCCGCAAAGUUUGGCUGUGGCGGCAAAUGGGCUUGGGCGGCUCCUCGGCGGGUGGCGGUGGUGGCCGUAGCGGUUCCGCCUGGCCCUGUUAAUGUCGGGGCCAGGCCCGGGGAGGAUGGCGCCCUAGAGCCCGGUCUCGCUGGGGUAGGGGCGGGAGGGGACGGGGCGGGGACCGGCCAUGUCGGAGGUGACCCGGAGUCUGCUGCAGCGCUGGGGCGCCAGUUUUAGGAGAGGCGCCGACUUCGAUUCUUGGGGCCAGCUGGUGGAGGCGAUAGACGAGUAUCAGAUAUUAGCAAGACAUCUACAAAAAGAGGCCCAAGCUCAGCACAAUAAUUCUGAAUUCACAGAAGAACAAAAGAAAACCAUAGGCAAAAUUGCAACAUGCUUGGAAUUGCGAAGUGCAGCUUUACAGUCCACACAGUCCCAAGAAGAAUUUAAACUGGAGGACCUGAAGAAACUAGAACCAAUCCUAAAGAAUAUUCUUACAUAUAAUAAAGAAUUCCCAUUUGAUGUUCAGCCUGUCCCAUUAAGUUUUUCAGCUCACUAUUUUUCCUGCCCUUUUUCAUGUAGAAGGAUUUUAGCACCUGGUGAAGAAGAGAAUUUAGAAUUUGAAGAAGAUGAAGAAGAGGGUGGUGCUGGAGCAGGGUCUCCUGAUUCUUUUCCUGCUAGAGUACCUGGCACUUUAUUACCAAGAUUGCCAUCAGAACCAGGAAUGACGUUACUCACUAUCAGAAUUGAGAAAAUUGGUUUGAAAGAUGCUGGGCAGUGCAUCGAUCCCUAUAUUACAGUUAGUGUAAAGGAUCUGAAUGGCAUAGAUUUAACUCCUGUGCAAGAUACUCCUGUGGCUUCAAGAAAAGAAGAUACAUAUGUUCAUUUUAAUGUGGAUAUCGAACUCCAGAAGCAUGUUGAAAAAUUAACCAAAGGUGCAGCUAUCUUCUUUGAAUUCAAACACUACAAGCCUAAAAAAAGGUUUACCAGCACCAAGUGUUUUGCUUUCAUGGAGAUGGAUGAAAUUAAACCUGGGUCAAUUGUAAUAGAACUAUACAAGAAACCCACUGACUUUAAAAGAAAGAAAUUACAAUUAUUGACCAAGAAACCACUUUAUCUUCAUCUACAUCAAACAUUGCACAAGGAAUGAUCCUGACAUGAUUAACCUGGAACAUCUGUGAAUUUUACCACUCGGUAGAAACCAUCAUAGCUCUGUGUAGCAUAUUCACCCUUCAACAGGCAGGAAGCAAGCUGUACCCAUACCAGUAGGCCAGAGUGAGUCCACUGCAAAGCUGUACCACAGAAUUCAAAGUCCAGCACAUCACUGAUGUAUAAGACUCCUUUGGAUACAGGUUUAUUGUAGAUUUCAAAAUAUGUUUUUACUUUUCUAUUAAUUGUGCAAUUAAUAGUCUGUUUUGUAAUUUACCACUACUCCUACCCUGCUUCCUGGAACAAUACUGUUGUGGGUAGGAUGUGCUCAUCUUCAAACUUAAUACAGCAAUAAGAAUGUGCUAGAGUUUACACAUUUGUUCACUUUUGCUCUCAUAUGCUCUUUUGGUUUGAGUUAACUUCAAGCUUUGGGUUGAUGUGGGUAGGAUAGUAUCCAACUGUUUUGAGAGGAAUUGAACCAAUUAUGUUGGGCCUCUGAAGGUCUGUCUGGAUAUUUAUAGAUUACUCCUCAGAAGUGGCUUCAGUUCACCCUGAUCUGAUAGUUUUCCUGCUUAGAAAGUGUGCCUUGGCCAGAUCGGUAUUCCAUAUGGGAAUGUUCCCCAGGUUGUAGCUAUGAUUUUUUUCCAGAUGACACGAUUGUUCUUCUGAAAGUGAGCUUAUUUUUAGUCAUGUUGAUUAGCUGUUCUUCUACAUCACAUUGUUACUCUUUCUGAUAAUGAUUCUCGGGUUAACGUUGGAACCAUCUCAAAAUAAUUAAAAAUUUUUAGAUGGGUUUACAGUGUCUUCUAAAUCAUGUCAUCUAAAAAUAAUUGAGUCAGAUGCUAACGAGAUACUGCAGGCAUAACUGCUGUUUUUCUGACAACUGAUUGUGAAACCUUAAAACCUGCAUACCUCUUCUUAUAGUGAUGAGUAUGCAAAAUUUGGAAAGAUAUUCUAUUUUUUUUAUAUAGGUAGAUAGAAUUGCCACUUAUUUCUUAUUUAGAUAUAUUGACAUUCAUCCAUAUAAAAUAUGCAGGUCAUUAGCUUAUGAUAAUUUGAGUAUUUACAUUACUUUUAAUGUGGCAUAAAUAAAACUUUCAUAAUACAUAUGAGGUGGAUAUUUGAUACACAGAACAUUGAUUUGUGGUGGGCUUUCUGUGGGUGAGAUGUAGAAGCCACAUAUUUUAAUAUUCACUAUUUUAAAUGAGCAGUGCAUGAAGGGAAUGCAGUGUCAGUACCUGGUGUAUUUUUAAACUAGUGUAAUAACCCGUCAUACUAUUCAGGAUGUUUGCUUUUUAAAUAAGUAACCACAAUUAAGUUGUUUUAGCCCUUGCACUUCAAGAGAUCUAGUCUUUACUUUCAGUUGUCUAUUAGGUCAAUUCUGUUUACUAGAUGGAUAUUAAUAAAAACUAUAUGAGCCUAAAAAAAUUCUCAACAAAAUUUAGUCGUCUCAUCUUUAUUGGAUUAAUUCCAAAUUUUAAAAUGAUUCAGUCCACAAUAGCUCUAGAGGUGAAGGAUUUGCCUUAACAAAUUACUUUGUUGUUCACUCAACUCUUAAGACUAUGAGUUAUCAAACCCCCAGACUGUAAGCUCCUCAAGGGGCAAGAACUGCAUUUUCUUUGUGUCAUGUAAAUUUUCUAAGGUGCUUGGCAGCACUCUGUACCCUGUGGAGUACUCAGUCCUUUUUGUUUGAUGUUGCUGAUGAGACCUGAAAAAAUCCCUUAAAAAACAUCUAUUAAAAUGUAGCAAAACUGAUAUAUUGUUCUUUCUCUUUUCUCACAGACUCUAAGACAUGUAUAUCAAAGUGAUAAUUUAUAUGAAGAAAUAUUUGCUAACCUUCACAUAAAUAUGGUUUAUAUGAACUACAGAUGCCUUUCAUCAGCAUUAAAGCAGCUUAA
Messenger RNA from Carlito syrichta (Philippine tarsier), 3065 nucleotides. It is a transcript of the gene AIDA, whose product is annotated as axin interactor, dorsalization associated. The coding region runs from base 209 to 1168 and encodes 319 amino acids. Lineage: Eukaryota; Metazoa; Chordata; Mammalia; Primates; Tarsiidae. Gene Ontology annotation, molecular function: phosphatidylinositol binding. Gene Ontology annotation, cellular component: membrane. The record is from RefSeq and is a predicted model, not a curated record. The transcript is spliced from 10 exons. Gene Ontology annotation, biological process: determination of ventral identity.